AAACUAGCAUGGGGCGGCCUGAUUGGCUUGGAGCGGCCGCGGCAGGCCAGGCUCCCUCCUCGCGCUCAGGCGGUUUAUUGUCUCGCGGCUCCUGAGGCGGCUCUAGCGCGGCGGAAUCGGGACCGGACCUCGAACGGCAGCGGCGAAACCAUGAGGCUCCAGAGGCGGUCCUGACAAUUACAGGCCGGUAAGCCUAACUUCAGUACCAGGCUAAUUGGCUGAAACUGUAUUAAAGAACGGAAUGAUCAGACACAUAGAUGAACAUGGCUGGUGGCAAGGCUGGAAAGGACAGUGGAAAGGCCAAGGCGAAGGCAGUUUCUCGCUCACAAAGAGCAGGACUGCAGUUCCCAGUGGGUCGUAUCCACAGACACUUGAAGACUCGCACUACGAGUCAUGGGCGAGUUGGUGCUACUGCUGCAGUGUACAGUGCUGCAAUUCUUGAGUAUCUCACUGCUGAGGUGCUGGAGUUGGCAGGUAAUGCCUCCAAGGAUCUCAAAGUAAAGCGUAUCACUCCUCGUCACUUGCAACUUGCUAUUCGUGGGGAUGAAGAGUUGGAUUCCCUUAUUAAAGCUACCAUUGCUGGUGGAGGUGUAAUCCCUCACAUCCAUAAGUCUCUGAUUGGAAAGAAGGGACAGCAGAAAACUGCAUAGAGAGGAGUUUUAACCAACCCUCUUCCUCCCUGUCAUUGUACUGUAACUGGGACAGAAGAAAUAUGGGGAUAUGUGGAAUUUUUUAAGAAAUAGUUAAAUGGAAGAGCAUAGACAAUUGACUGUAGACAUGAGAAAACAUUUGUAUGUUCUUUAGAUUCAAAGUUUGACAAAAAGUAUCUUGUCAUGUGGCAGCAAUUCGUGUGUUGAUUGGCUAGGUUUCUCCCGUGUGUUUUAUACAAAAAUGGAACUGAUAAAACCAUUUUUUACAAAA
Molecule: messenger RNA, 921 nt
Organism: Emys orbicularis (European pond turtle)
Lineage: Eukaryota; Metazoa; Chordata; Testudines; Emydidae
Product: histone H2A.V
Exons: 6
Coding region: 258-650 (130 amino acids)
Biological process (GO): heterochromatin formation
Cellular component (GO): chromatin; nucleosome
Molecular function (GO): DNA binding; protein heterodimerization activity; structural constituent of chromatin
Source: RefSeq, a predicted model, not a curated record